UGUUUUAUGGUUUUAUUUCAGGAAUCCCCUGAAUAUGAAAAGCUUGAAAUGACAACAUCAAACAAUGAGAAGUUCCAGUGUCUUGUUCCCAUAAGCUAUGGGGACAACAAUGAUAUGGAUGACAUGUAUACAGGUCCAAGUGCGAUGAACCUUCUCAUGCCUCUAUUCAAGAAGCAGACGUGCAAUUUAAGGCUAGAAUCAUACUGGACUUAUGAGCUCUGCCAUGGUUCCCACUUGAAGCAGUACAGAGAGGAACGAGAAGGCAAAUCCUCACGUCUCCAUGAAUACACUCUUGGCGUCACAUCUUUAGAGGAAAUGGUUGAAUUAGAAAACAGACUGGAUCAGGAAUUUAAGAGUAACCCCAAAGCAGAGAUUCCUACAACAAAAAUUGAAGGAAAAACAAUGCCAUAUUUUAUGGUGAAUUAUACUGGCGGUACCACUUGUGAUUUAACAGGAAAGCCACGUGUCAGUCACAUACUAUUUGUGUGUUAUGAAGAGGGCCGUCACGAUAUAUACAGCAUUAAAGAAACAUACACAUGUGAAUAUGAGAUCAUCGUAUUAUCUCCUUACCUGUGUCAGCACCCUUCUUACAAACCUAGGGAUAUACCACAAAACGACCUCCACUGCGUGCCCAUAAGUGGUGGACCCAUGAGACCUAGAAAUCUUUUGAAGUUUGAAGCAGAAAGCUUGAAGAUGAGAUCAAAUGGUGCUGUGUUAAGUGGUGAUACAUCAGGUGGUUAUGUGAAGCUAGAAAUAGUAAAGGAUGCAGGAGAAAGUCCAGUUACUGAAAAAUCCCAGGCACAAACUAGGUUGACCCUCUUUCCCCCUCAGCCGUCCGUUGAUCAGAAACUGGUAGAAGACUUUCUUAAUGGAGAUUACUGUCUGCAUGGGGGCUCAGGUUGGUGGAAGUAUGAGUUUUGCUACGGACGAAAAGUUGAACAGUACCAUGAAAGUCGAGAUGGGUCAAAAAUUGUAAAUUUACUUGGCAUCUUUAAGAUUGAUGAACAUAAGAAAUGGAUAAAAAAGCAUCCAGAGAAGCAGUAUAAGUUGGGGAAGAGACAUGUAUCUCAUUUUUACUCUGAAGGCACAAUUUGUGACCUUACAGGGAAUCCUCGACAGGUUGAAGUGAAGCUGAAAUGCAAAGAAACUGAUAGCCCAAGCUCAGUGACCAUCUAUCUUUUGGAACCUGAAGUAUGUGAAUAUACUUUGGGUGUUGAGACGUCCAUUGUUUGCCCGCUGCUGCAGCAUGCUGAUGAUUUUGGCCUCUUUACUCUAGCUGAAGAAACAGAUGAAUACCCAGGUAUGGCAAAUAUACAGCAGAUUGUUCAUGAAGGCACAAUAGAAGUGCAAGAUGAUGAUGUAGAUGAGCUUGAAGAUAUGGAUAUUGAAACAAAGAGUAAUGAAGAUAAUCAGGGAGAAAUGGAAAAUGUAAAGACUGAGCAGCCAUGAAAUAAAAAGAUAACUAGUGACUGUAUAAAUGUAAUUAACACUCACCAUCUUCAUAAAAACGAUAUACAGUACGUGUACUGUAUGUGCUGAUAUUUCCAUCCUGUAAAAUAGCAUUGUUCUUCCCAUUGCAUCACAGCAAAGGAUGAUCUACAUAUUCCAAAUAUUGGAGCACUAUGUAGAAAAAGUGAAUUACCCUGCCAGGUGGAUUUAGAAAAGGAAUAGUAUUAGAAUGUGUAUUGUAGAGAUCAGUUUACUGAUAAUAGUAGGCAAAGCACCUUGAACAGCUCUUUUACUUCUCAAAUUCAUCAGACCUUCCCUUCCAAAGGUUUAGAGAGUAACUGGGUGCAAAAUCUUCAGUUAAAAAAUAUGUAAUAUUAACAGUUGUAUUUAUUGUACCAUUUUUCUUUGUUGUUUAACUUUGUUACACAUUUUUAUGCUUUUUCAUUUUAAUUUCAUGCUAAUGAAUUAGUGCUGUUAUUGUAUUGCUUAUUUUUAUCAUGUAGAAAGUUGUUGAAAUUACAUGGAAAAAUAUAAAUAUCAUUGAUGCUAUAAUUUUAGAUAUUUUUUAUUUCAUAAUACAUUAUAUAUUUUGUGCUUCAUAUGAAAAAUCACACUUUAGAACAUAAUUUUUGUAUGUAAGAAAAAGCAUGGUCUCACAGGUUAUUGUGGUAGACAUAGUUGUGUACUAGGUAUUAUCUGUUCCUUUUAAGUAAUCCAGUUGUGUUAUCUGUACCUUUUAAGGAAUCCAGUGAUGUCAAAAAUUCAUGUAUGUAAACCAUUGAGUAUGAACAUAGGCAGUUUUCUUAAAUUAAGGAUGCACUACAACAUCAGUUUAUUGUGAUAUGCUUUGGAAUAUCAUUGACCUACUCGGUAAGAGCUGCUCUAGAUCAGCAGUACUGUUUUUUGUAUCUCCUAGUCAUGGUUCUCCUGAGGUGGUUAGAGUGAGCACCACUCUUUUUAAUGAUAAUGCUUACAAAUCUGACAAGUUUUGCAUACAGUCUUUGCACUUACAUAGUCAUUUCUAUGACAAGAGAGCAAUUAUGGUUUUGGUUUUUUGUAUAAGAAAGGUUCUUUGAUAGUUUGGAAGGUUUGCUAUUAUAUAUGAAAUAGUUUUUUCAAUGUGAUUGCCUCCUUUUCAGUUUUUCUCAAAUAUCCCUGAGUACUGAACGUAACUUGAUUGUUGUUUGGGUAAACUACUUUAUGAUAAAGUAUACUUACAAGGAAAAGACAAUCU
Molecule: messenger RNA, 2683 nt
Organism: Macrobrachium nipponense
Lineage: Eukaryota; Metazoa; Arthropoda; Malacostraca; Decapoda; Palaemonidae
Product: endoplasmic reticulum lectin 1-like
Exons: 10
Coding region: 7-1449 (480 amino acids)
Biological process (GO): retrograde protein transport, ER to cytosol; endoplasmic reticulum unfolded protein response
Cellular component (GO): endoplasmic reticulum lumen
Source: RefSeq, a predicted model, not a curated record